AGAUAAAAAAGGCUCCUCUCCCUCCCUCCCUCCCUCACUCACUCACUCACAUAUUCUCUCUCUCUCUCUCUCGCUCUCAGUUCAACAAAGAUGGCUCGGGGAAGAGGCAGUGCAAUGGUUGUUGCUACAGCGUUGAUGUGCAUGUUGCUGCUCCACUCUGAGAUGGCUCAUGCAGCGGUCUUCACGGUUGGAGAUGCUGGCGGUUGGACUUUUAACGUUGUUGGCUGGCCCAAGGGAAAGCGCUUUCGUGCCGGUGACAUACUUGUGUUCAACUACAGUCCUGCAGCACACAACGUGGUAACUGUCAACAAGGCGGGAUAUGAUGCGUGCACGACCCCACGAGGAUCGAAAGUCUAUCAGACCGGAAAAGAUCGGAUCAAGCUUGUCAAGGGUCAGAACAACUUCAUCUGCAGCUUUCCGGGCCACUGCCAGUCUGCAAUGAAAAUUUCUGUCACUGCCGUGUGAUAUUAGCAUGUCACUACAAAACCAGGUGUCAGUAAUAAGUACCCAGCCAUAUAUGUGUUGUUGUACAAGCUAGGAUCUAUGUUUGCUCUCGUGCACUACUAAUCAGUCUACCACUGUACUGGAUUAUAAUGAAAUAAACAACUUGUAUUCUUGUGAA
This is a messenger RNA of Alnus glutinosa, 622 nucleotides long. RefSeq names its product basic blue protein-like. Lineage: Eukaryota; Viridiplantae; Streptophyta; Magnoliopsida; Fagales; Betulaceae. Gene Ontology annotation, cellular component: plasma membrane. Gene Ontology annotation, molecular function: electron transfer activity. The record is from RefSeq and is a predicted model, not a curated record. The transcript has 2 exons. The coding region runs from base 91 to 465 and encodes 124 amino acids.